Messenger RNA from Corticium candelabrum, 1358 nucleotides. RefSeq lists its product as uncharacterized. The record is from RefSeq and is a predicted model, not a curated record. The coding region runs from base 101 to 1132 and encodes 343 amino acids. The transcript has 6 exons. Lineage: Eukaryota; Metazoa; Porifera; Homoscleromorpha; Homosclerophorida; Plakinidae.
UGAGGAGGCGUGGUUUACACCGGACAUGAUGUAAUGCGAUGCUCACUAUAAGAAAACAUGUGCAAACGUGCAAGUCGUCAUUACGCUUCAACUCUCUGACAUGGUUCGUGCGAUACUCGUGUUCGCGUUUGCGACAUUCGUUUGCAACUUUUCGUCAUUGCAUUGCUCGCCAUCUAAGUGUGACAAGUGGAAGAAGCUCACGGAGAAGAGGAACCCUCGUUUCAAAACACAAGCUGGAGGAGGACGUCUUACAUGCCACGAACUUUCUAGAACUUAUGUUUCAAAAUGCGAUGGUCACAUGCUUGUCCCGAAACGCGGUAAGAGUGGCUAUUCUGAAGCGAUUAGCGACCGAAUGACAUCGAUGAAUCACAAUGUGACAUGGCGCAUUGGCAAUGCUGGUGAGGGAUGUGGAUACCGCAAGAAUGUGCAGUGCACGUGGCGCUUCCCGGUGAAAUCUGGCGACACCGGUCACGUGCUGUUCUGGCUCACUGGGUUGGAAUAUCAUCACAACUGCACGAAUGACUACAUUGUGGUCGAUGUCUUUGUUGACAAACGGGUGUCUCAUGAAAAGGUUCCAGCUAACUGCGUUUCUGUGCCAAAAUUACCUCAUCACUGUAGAAUCGAGUACAAGUUGGGAUGUGGAUCGUUCUGUGAUCCAACUUUUACCGAAUGCAGACGUCCUUCUGUUUUAUGCAAAGAUCAGUCAAGUAGCUGUGAUCAAACAUCAUCAGGUGGCGUUUUUAGACUUUCAACAGCACAGCCAGAACUCAGUAGUUUGAAGAUUGAUUACAUGCACGUCACCUUCGUUUCUGACAGUUCAGCAACAUGCUCUGGAUUUGAAGGCAUGUUUACAGCAUUCAGAUCAGGCUGGUCGGGAGCAGUUAAUUUUGGUAUACCACCUACUGAGAAUGGAAAUCCCGAUCAACCUCCAUUACCUUUUGAUAAAUGGCUGAGGGGCCAAAAAGAUUACAUCCAAGGUUAUAAUUCUAGUUAUCGACCUGACUUCACAUAUGCUCAAAACUAUUCCUCAGAAGAUCGAAUCAGAAUUUUGGCCCACGGAAGCCAAGACACCAAAUUUCUGGACAAACUCAAGAAGCACAGCUUAUUCGGUCCCAUAGUACAAGGGAACUAAUUACAACUUGAGAGAGAAGAAAGAGUGAGACAGCACUAUGUUACUACUACAACAUUAAAGUAGUUACUAUAUAAUACAGUUAAAACAUUUUUCAAUUGGUAUCAUUAUUACUGGGUAUUAUCAGUUUUAUUCUUUGACUUUGAUGCAUUCAUAACUUUAUUAGCAGAAUUUCGUAGAAGUAAUAGUAGGAAAGUAGAGAUUUCUGUUGUAAAAUUGUAGAGUCAAA